Molecule: messenger RNA, 2214 nt
Organism: Ictalurus punctatus (channel catfish)
Lineage: Eukaryota; Metazoa; Chordata; Actinopteri; Siluriformes; Ictaluridae
Product: zinc finger protein 850
Exons: 3
Coding region: 181-2019 (612 amino acids)
Biological process (GO): regulation of transcription by RNA polymerase II
Molecular function (GO): RNA polymerase II cis-regulatory region sequence-specific DNA binding; DNA-binding transcription factor activity, RNA polymerase II-specific
Source: RefSeq, a predicted model, not a curated record
AAUUCACCAAUGCCGGUUUGCUAACCAUCAAUAAACCUCUGAAGAAGAAGAAGAAGAAGAAGAAGAAGAAGUACAACAACAACAACAACAACACACGCUUGGACUCACAUCUUCAUGUGAAAGAGCGCUUCGGAUCUGCGUAACAUCACUAAAGUGUCCUGAUUCUUUACACCUCUUAUAAUGAAAUCAGAGUCCAGACGCCGCUCUUUAGGAAAAUCUCCACAGACUCCUGCUGCUACUGGCUCAAAGAUGUACCACUGCUCAGAUUGUGGGAAGAGUUUUACUAAAAGUCAUCAUCUCAAAAAUCACAAGCGUGUCCACACAGGAGAGAAGCCGUAUGAUUGUUCCCAGUGUGGGAAGAGUUUUACUUGUCAGAGUUAUCUCCACCGCCAUGAGCGCAUUCACACAGGAGAGAAGCCGUAUCUCUGUGGACAGUGUGGGAAGAGUUUUAAUCGAGAGGGUAAUCUUAGGGAACACGAGUGCAUUCACACAGGAGAGAAGCCGUAUCACUGCUCACAGUGUGGUAAGAGUUUUACUUGUCAGAGUUAUCUCCAACGACAUGAGCGCAUUCACACAGGACAGAAGCCGUAUCACUGUGGACAGUGUGGGAAGAGUUUUAGUCAAAAGGGUCAUCUUCGGACACACAAGCGCAUUCACACAGGAGAGCGGCCGUAUGACUGUAGACAGUGCGGGAACAGUUUUAGUCAAAAGGGUCAUCUUCGGACACACAAGCGCAUUCACACAGGAGAGCGGCCGUAUGACUGUAGACAGUGCGGGAACAGUUUUAGUCAAAAGGGUCAUCUUCGGACACACCAGUGCAUUCACACAGGACAGAAGCCGUAUCUCUGUGGACAGUGUGGGAAGAGUUUUAUUUACCAGAGUUCUCUUCAACAACACCAGCGCAUUCACACAGGAGAAAAGUAUCACUGUGGACAGUGUGGGAAGAGUUUUACUUACCAGAAUGCUCUCCAACGACAUGAGCGCAUUCACACAGGUGUAAGGCCGUAUCACUGUGGACAGUGUGGGAAGAGUUUUAGUCGAGAGGGUAAUCUUCGGGAACAUGAGCGCAUUCACACAGGACAGAAGCCGUAUCACUGUGGACAGUGUGGGAAGAGUUUUAUUUACCAGAGUGCUCUCCAACGACACCAGCGCAUUCACACAGGAGAGAAGUAUCACUGUGGACAGUGUGGGAAGAGUUUUACUUACCAGAGUGCUCUCCAACGACACCAGCGCAUUCACACAGGAGAGAAGUAUCACUGUGGACAGUGCGAGAAGAGUUUUACUUACCAGAGUCAUCUCCAACGACAUGAGCGUAUUCACACAGGUGUAAGACCAUAUCACUGUGGACAGUGUGGGAAGAGUUUUACUUGUCAGAGUAGUGUCCAACGACAUGAGCGCAUUCACACAGGUGUAAGGCCAUAUCACUGUGGACAGUGUGGGAAGAGUUUUAGUCGAGAGGGUAAUCUUCAGGAACAUGAGCGCAUUCACACAGGAGAGAAGCCAUAUCUCUGUGGACAGUGUGGGAAGAGUUUUAUUUACCAGAGUUCUCUUCAACAACACCAGCGCAUUCACACAGGAGAGAGGCCGUAUCACUGUGGACAGUGUGGGAAGAGUUUUAUUUACCAGAGUUAUCUUCAACAACACCAGCGCAUUCACACAGGAGAGAGGCCGUAUCACUGUGGACAGUGUGGGAAGAGUUUUACUUGUCAGAGUAGUGUCCAACGACAUGAGCGCAUUCACACAGGUGUAAGGCCAUAUCACUGUGAACAGUGUGGGAAGAGUUUUAUGCAAGAAAGCCAUCUCAAACAACACCAGCGCAUUCACACAGGAGAGAGGCCAUAUCAUUGCUUGCAGUGUGGGAAAAGUUUUCGUGAACAGAGUACCUUCCACAGCCACCAGCAGAGUCAUACAGGACAGAAGCCAUACCUCUGCGGACACUGUGGACGGAGCUAUACUCAUUCAAGUUCGUUAAGGACACACAAGUGCUCUAACAUAAAGCCACCAGCUCUUGAUAUGUGAAUUUCUUAAAUUUAGAUGCAUCUUUUUAAUUUUCCUCUUUUUUUUUUAUGGGAGGGUAAGGGAAAUUCUGGCAUAAAACUUUUCUUGCAAGGGACUUUAUUGCUUACUGUCCACUUUGUAGUAGAAUUCAUGUAAUUUUCCUGGUUUCACCUGAAUGCUAUGCACCAAGAAUGCAAUACAACAAUACAUAUUUAA